Strongylus vulgaris is the source of this 543-nucleotide messenger RNA. NCBI's taxonomy places the organism in Eukaryota, Metazoa, Nematoda, Chromadorea, Rhabditida, Strongylidae. The record is from the annotation of a GenBank genome assembly.
AUGCGAUACCUGAAAAAAGUUAUUCUACUUGAGCAAAUCCCUAAUUUUCGAUUUUCUGAAAAAUACACGUUCUCACCUAUUACUGCUGUAGAUGACUCCGCCAAUGGUGUCGUUGAUGCAGUUUCGUUUGAUGCAUCACUUGUUGGUAGAGUAGGAGUAGUAAUUAUUGUUGUCAUUUUUGUCAUUUCUGUUGUUGGAGUUGUUCUUCUUGUUGUUGUAGUUUUUCCUUUUGUUGUUCUUGUUGUUGUUAUGGUUGUUGUUGACGUUUCUACCGUAGGCGAAGGCGAGCUUGAUGCGUCCAUUACAGGUGUGCUUGUUGGUGGUUCCGUUGGAGGAGAACUCGUUGUCGAACUUGUUGAAGUUGUUGUGCUAGUUGAGGUCUUCUUUGUUGUCGUGCUUAGCGUCGUUUUCAUAACUAUUCCUAGCCAGUCAGCAAUAUUCUUCUCUAUGAUUUCACGAGCUUUCUUUAACUCUGGUAAAUCGAUUUCCCUUUCUGGGUACGUAUCUGCGCAAUGGGCAGUGCCUCGAAUAAAACUCUUUUAG